UAACAUCAUCGAUCAAGAUUCUCCCCUCAGAACAAGACGGAGAUUAGUUUCUUUGGAUUUGGCGCGUCUCUCCCAUUCUCCAAUUCUCCUUCUCCUUCCAAGUUAAUCAUGGGUUUCAAAUCCCUUUUUAACAUGAAGAAGAAGAAACUUCUGAAGACGAUGUCGUCUUCGUCCUCAUUGCCCCACGCGCCACCGGUAUCGUUGCAUUCAUCACGCGCCUCCGUGAUGGAGGACCUUGAAUAUGUCUUCAAAAAGUUCGACGCAAACGGCGACGGAAAAAUCUCCGCUUCGGAACUCGGCUCCAUGAUGAAGAGCCUGGGCCAGCCCGCGACCGAAGAAGAGCUAAAGAAACUGAUUCGAGAGGUCGAUUCCGACGGCGACGGUCACAUCAACUUGGAAGAGUUUACUGAGUUGAAUACCAAGGACGUGGACCCCGACGAGGUUUUGGAGAAUCUGAAGGACGCUUUCUCCAUCUUUGAUCUUGACGGUAAUGGUUCCAUUACCGCGGAGGAGCUUAAAAUGGUGAUGGCGAGCCUCGGAGACGCGUGUUCCAUCGAGGAGUGCCGGAAGAUGAUCGCCGGCGUCGACGGCAACGGCGACGGCAUGAUCAACUUCGACGAGUUUCAAAUAAUGAUGACCGGAAACAUGAACAAAUAAAUAACUACGUCAAAAGGUUCUUUGAUUUUCUUUAAUUUUCUUUUUUUCCGGUCAUCACCACCGUGGGUAUCGUUAUUAUUGUUAUUAUGCAAUCCUCUCCUAUUAUUCUCUA
Molecule: messenger RNA, 769 nt
Organism: Glycine soja
Lineage: Eukaryota; Viridiplantae; Streptophyta; Magnoliopsida; Fabales; Fabaceae
Product: probable calcium-binding protein CML25
Exons: 1
Coding region: 109-657 (182 amino acids)
Molecular function (GO): calcium ion binding; enzyme regulator activity
Source: RefSeq, a predicted model, not a curated record